AUGCUGUCCAUCACACCUCAGGGAGACCACCAGCACCAGUCCCUCUACCUCCCCUUCAGACCGUUGUCCUCCCCGAGCCGCUCUACUACCGACUUGCCCUUCCUCACCACCCUCGCCAGCAGUAUGGGUCACAGCCUGCACCAGGCCGGCAACUCCACGGCAUCAACCACAACAUCAGUCAAGGACUCGGCCAGCGUCGCCCAGGCUCUCGAGAUCGCUCGAGAGAGCCCUGACGGCGCAUCAGACCCGACUGUUAGCAGCAUCCUGGAGAGCGCUAUCAGCCAGAUCUGGGCCAAGGUGGCAGCACAGCCAGACUCUUAUGUGUUGAGCCGGGACGAGUUUGCCGUCUUCAACUACUUUCAACACCGCUUCACUGGCAACAAGAUUGCCAUGGCUGCGCGCAAGCGCUAUUGGGACAACGCGCGCGCUUGA
Molecule: messenger RNA, 432 nt
Organism: Colletotrichum truncatum
Lineage: Eukaryota; Fungi; Ascomycota; Sordariomycetes; Glomerellales; Glomerellaceae
Source: RefSeq, a predicted model, not a curated record